UUAGAAAAAAAUGAAGUUGCACUAUUUUUUUGCUACCCUUUCCUUGAUAACUCUACUUUGGUGUAACCUAACCAGUGCUUAUUCAUCUCGUAGCAUCUCUAAGCUGUUUGAAACAUGGACCAAACAGAAUGCCAAAACAUACGCAUCAGAGGAAGAGAAGUUGCAUAGGCUCAAAGUGUUUGAGGACAACUUCAAAUUUGUUACCGACCAUAACUCUCAGCCCAACACUUCAUAUACCCUUGCUCUAAAUGCCUUUGCUGAUCUCUCCUCCGAGGAGUUCGCAGCUUCUCGCUUGGGCUUGGGUCAUCCCUCUGCUUCCGACUCUGCGGAUCUUCUCCGACAUAGGGUACCGUUUCCUGAUACUGUUGGUGUUAUUCCUCCGUCAAUGGAUUGGAGACGCGAAGGGGCUGUUACUGAGGUCAAAGAUCAAGGGAACUGCAAUUCUUGUUGGAUAUUUUCUGGCAUUGGAGCUAUUGAAGGCAUAAACAAGAUCGCUACUGGAUCUCUUGUUGACCUCUCUGAACAAGAGUUGGUUGAUUGUAAUGGUUUUGCCCGUGGUUGUGACCCUGGAUGGGUGGCCAAUGCAUACAAAUUUGCGAUAAAAAAUCGUGGGAUAGACACCGAGUCCGACUAUCCAUAUAAAGCUCGACAUAUGCAAUGCCAAAAGGAUAAGUUGAAUAAUCGUGCGGCAGCCAUUGAUGGAUAUGCUAAAGUUCCCUACGGAAAUGAGGAUGCGCUAUUGAAAGCUGUUGCAAUUCAACCUGUAAGCGUGCUUAUAUGUGCCAGUGACACAACAUUUCAGUUUUACUCUAAGGGUUUCUUUACGGGCCCGUGUUGUAAAGGUACAAAUCAUGCGGUAUUAAUCGUAGCAUACGGAACGGAAAAUGAGACAGAUUACUGGAUUAUAAAGAAUUCAUGGGGAAAACGAUGGGGAAUAAAUGGUUAUAUGUUCAUGAAGCGCAACACUGGAGAUUCUAGAGGGAUGUGUGAUAUUAAUUUGUGGGGUACAAUCCCAAUAAUAAAUAAUAAGACCAGCUCCAGUCCAUAUCUUUCAGCUAAAUAUGAUAUUCUGAAUGCUACAACAAUGAAAACAGCUACCAAGAAAAGCUUCUGAUCUUUGAAGUAUCUUCUUGUAUGAUGGAUAAUAAUAUACAAUAAAGCCAUCUUUAUUAAUCCCGUCUAGUUUAUUUUUAAAACUAAAAUGUUCCCGGGACGACGUAUGUUUCGCCAUUUAAGGGAGCCGUAUAAUAAUAAAUUAAUCUGAUUAAAGAUUAUUAAAGUAUAUCUUUCACCUUC
Mercurialis annua (annual mercury) is the source of this 1296-nucleotide messenger RNA. Its product is annotated as ervatamin-B-like. Gene Ontology annotation, molecular function: cysteine-type endopeptidase activity. Lineage: Eukaryota; Viridiplantae; Streptophyta; Magnoliopsida; Malpighiales; Euphorbiaceae. The transcript is spliced from 4 exons. The coding region runs from base 11 to 1114 and encodes 367 amino acids. Gene Ontology annotation, cellular component: lysosome. The record is from RefSeq and is a predicted model, not a curated record.